CUUGUUUCCCAAAUGAGCCUCUAGAUCAUUUUUAACAUUCUUUCACUCUGGAGUAUGUGGUACAUGCUUGGACCACAUUUUCUUUGUCUCUGCUGUCCUAUUAGCCAAUGAAACAACAAUAACUUCAAAAUCUCCACAAAAUUUCCAAACAGUAUUUAAUUUUUAUCAAAAAGCAACUUCAUGUUUUUGUUUUAAGUCUCUUUUCAUAUCAUAACCAUGGACAACCGGUAUUAAAGGAUGUGUACCAGAAGGCAUUCUGGUUUAGCCCAACAAAAAAAAGUAUAAAUUAAUAAAAAUCUCGAAGUACGGUCCUGUCGUGGUCAAUGAUUCUUUGCCGAGGUUUUUCUAUUCAACUCGUACAACUAACAACGUUAACUUCAGGUCAACAUCAACUUUUAAUCGAAAAAAAAAAUUAAUGUGCGUUAAAUUAGAUGUUUCGUUUUUUAAAUUCAACGCGUACGUAUUUUUUUACAGAAAAAUAUUUAUAAUAAGAAAAUUGUAUUCGUUUAGAAUUAGUAUUAAGCCAUCUGGAAAUCAAUGUGUGAACUAAUAUUCAUUACGUACAAGUGAUUUGUUUGCAGUAUCGAACAGAAAUCAACGAUGAACGUACUGUUUUUACUAGUUUUAAUUUACUCGACGCAAGCGUUACCAGACGGCGCCCCCACGUCGGUAUGCGAUACCAUGACACCUUUCCACGGAAGUGGAAUACCAUUUCAGAGAUCUCUACCUCCGUACGCGGUGGUAACGAGGCUUCAAAACGACGUUGUGCAAGUUUCUAUCGGUUCAGCGCUCGGAAUCCAAUUCCAAGGGUUCAUGGUACAAGGUAGGACCCUCGACGGUGAUAUACUGGGUACGUUUCAACUACCGGGAGGUAUUCCAGCUCAUACUAUAGAUUGUAACAGAGCAGGAGAUACAGUUACCCACAAUAAAGCCAAUAAAACCGAUCAACUCGAUUUUAUUUGGGUACCCCCUGCUGGGUAUGAAGGCGACGUCGUAUUUAAUUCGACCAUAGCACAGGACUAUAGUCAUUUUUGGGUUGGUAUUACAUCCCCGCCCGUUCGAAUCAGACGUAGAUCCGUACCUGUGGAUUCUUUUUAUGAGGGAUGCGGAGUCACUAAAUAUUGUUAUGGAGCUCCAAUCGAUUGCGUUUUUAGUGAAAAUUGUAAAGUCGCGGUUGCGGUUACAUCCGUUGGAGACGCUUUCGAUUUCGAAUUAAAGGCCAACGGGAAUCCUGUAUGGGUAGGCGUGGGAUUAUCAGAUGAUGCGAAAAUGGGCGACGAUUCCGUUGUGGAAUGCGUUAAAGACAACGGAAGGAUAAGCGCCUUCAUGUCUUGGACUGGGACUAACCCUUACAGAGCUACCAGAUUGGAUGACCCUCAACAAGGAAUUAACUUACUUAACGCAAGUUCUAAAGGUGACGAACUUUACUGUAAAGUUAGAAGAAAUACUAUUACCAAUAUCAAAGGUAACGUAUUCGAUUUGAGACGAAAUUCCUUCCACGUUUUAGUGGCGUCCGGAAGCGAAUUAAAACCGAAUUCCGUGGGUUUUCACAAUUUAGAGUUUCUCGCCAGUCCGGAUCCUCAAGUUCUUUCCCCAAAUUCGCAAACGUUAUUUAACGAAAAUCCACACGUGGACACAACCACUCCUCCUUAUUUUUCACCACCAGCUACCAACGCGGCUUCCACGGAAUUCGAUCCCUUUUACCAAGGAUGCGAUUAUUACAAAUUGUGUUUUGGUCAUCCGAGAGGUUGCGAAAAAACUAGGAACUGCAAAGCGGUAACUGCGAUAACAGUGACAGGGGAUAAAUACGAUUUUGAGAUGAAAGCCGAUGGAAAUGCCGGUUGGGUUGGAGUUGGAUUAUCAGAUGAUUCUAAAAUGGGCGAUGAUUCUGUUAUAGAAUGUGUUAAAGACGGUAACGGACUUAGGACUUAUAUGUCUUGGACUAAUAAUCGUCCAUAUGGAGCUACUAGAUUGAAUAAUCCCCAACUCGGCAUCGAGCUACUCAAUUCCAGUAUGAUCGACGACUCUAUUUAUUGUAAAGUGAGAAGAAACGUCGUUACCAAUGUAAACGGAGUAAUUUUUGAUCUGGCGCGUGAUUCUUAUCACGUUCUGGUUGCUUCAGGAUCCCAAGUAAAACAGAAUGGUGUGGGUUACCACGAUUUGGUAUUUUCGGCUAGCGGAGAUAAACGAGCUCUAUCGGAUACAUCCGAAGUGAAAGCGGCUUCUAAAUUGCUCAUACAUCUUCAUGGAGCGUUCAUGUUAGUCGCGUGGAUAGGGACGACUUCAAUCGGUGUUUUGUUGGCGAGAUAUUUCAGACAAACUUGGGUUGGAAGUACUUUGAUGGGAAAAGAUAUCUGGUUCGCGUGGCAUAGGAUAUUCAUGGUAUCGACAUGGCUUUUGACUAUGGCAGCUUUCGUAAUCAUCUUCGUAGAAUUAAAAGCGUGGUCUUUAGAGAAGAAUCCGCACGCUAUCCUAGGUACCGUCACGACGAUUUUGUGUUUAUUCCAACCGAUCGGAGCGUACUUUAGACCUCAUCCUGGUACUACUUAUAGACCGCUCUUCAAUUGGGCUCAUUGGUUAGCAGGAAACGCCGCCCAUAUUAUAGGAAUUGUCGCUAUAUUUUUUGCCGUUCGACUCACAAAAGCCGAGUUACCAGAAGAAGUUGAUUACAUUUUAGUAGCAUACGUCAUAGUUCACGUGGUGACGCACUUAAUACUAUCGCUGUUAUACUGUGUUUCGGAAAAAUCAUCAGACAGUCGAGUAUCUUCUUUUCCAAUGAAAGAUCUUGGAGGUACUGGAAGAAAUUCCCUUUAUAAUGAAAGGAGUUUAGAUGCAAGGUUUUCUUCAAGCAGAAAAGUCAUACUGGGAUUGUACAUCGUUAUAAUAGUGAUUCUAGUCGUAGCUUUAGUACUCAUCACUAUAUAUGCACCAAAAUGGCCGUUCGUAAACGCCUAAAUUCGAAAUUAUAAUUUCGAAUUUUGAUAGUGUGCCAGUUUCGUAAACAAAACUGAUAUUUAUAUAAAAAAAACUCACCCUUAAUGUCUUAAUUAAUGAAUGUAUAUUGGUAGCUGAUUUCACUUUCACAACGCUAUAUAUUUCUGAGAUACAAGAUCUUUUUGAUAGGAUGUGUUCACCUAGUCAAAGCCACUUUUGAAACCCAUAUUUUCACAAUUUAAAAGUUUGAAACUUGAAAUUAGUUAAAAAAUUGCAAAAACUGCUUUAGGUGGGAUUAUUUUGGACAGAUGGAAAAACCAUUUGACGUGGUAGUAUCGGUAAAACAUAGUCAGGUCAACAACCUUUCUUCGGUGCUCUGAACUAUCCAUUUUUCUGAUCAACUCUGGAUACCUUAUAAGUCCAAUUGAUCUCUUCUGUAUUGAGUCGAGCAUCCUCGAGGUAUACUAGGGAGUCCUAGCUCCAAAAGUGCGAGAAAUACUCUAAAUGUGUACCAAUCUCUGCUUUGAUUGAGGACUAGAAGCUGUUACUACAUCUUACUUCGAAUCUCAACAGCUCACAAGCAAUUUCGCAAACCUUCUGUAUAAACUUAGUAUCUUGUGUCUUUGUUGCAUUGAACUAAAUCAGAUUGCUUCUAGCCCCACUCUCAAAUGUUUUCUAGAUCAAUAUCAUUGAUCUGGAUGGAUCAGUCAUUGAGAAAGCUGCUGAUCCAGUUGAUAGCUAAAGACGACAAACCGUAUAAUGUUAAUUUAAUUAGAAAAGUUGUCAUGUUAGACCAUGUCAAAAGCCAUCGAUAUAUCCUAGUUGGUGACAUAGGCCAGGAUUGAUCUAUGUUCUGUUAAACGACUUUCUCUAUGACCUUGAUAAUCGUUGGGACUAAAGGGAUCGGAUGGUAGUUGUUGUGAAUCGUUUUUUUUUUGUAUGGGCUGAACCUGGGCAAGUUUCCGAUCUGUAGGGAAGAGACUUCUUUUAUAUGAUGAAGAAAAGAAUUUGCAUAGCGGAUCUGCUAGUUCAACAGGUCCAUUGAUGAAAAGAAUUUGCAUAGAGGAUCUGUUAGUUCAACUGGUCCAUCUUGUCUACAACUGAUCCAUUUGGUCCAGAGGCUUUAUUGAUGACUAAGGUCAAUUGUUACUUAUUAUGAACUCAAUUUUCAAGUUUGCAUCUCAAAAUAUAUAGAGCUUUCGAGGAGCAGUAUUUAUUAAAAUGUUUCAAAGAGAUCAUCUUUUUUCAUUUAAUAUAAUUUUAUAAAUCGUAUUCACGUAUCUAAAACUGGUGUCUAACAUUUUUAAUGUUUAGUUAGUAGUAAUUUCGGUUUUCAAAGUGAGUUUAUUAAAAAUAUGGUUCUUGUGGAGACUAUUGCACUAAUUUAGAGCGUUAAAAUCAGAAAAGAAAUUUCAUUAGAACGAUGAGUCAAAUUUUUCAACCAAACUGUAAAUUUUUGAUUUAUGAUCGAUUUUUAUUCGAUCAUCUGUAUUCGAUAUUAUCGAUUGUUGAUUUAAAAUAUAUAUAUUAAAUAUAAGACUGGGACUUAUCUAUGGAAAUCCGGGAUGGUUGCAGCCCUCAACUGAAUUCCCAGUUGUUGGAGUUGAGUUUAAUUUGUUUGUCUUUUAAGUGUGGUUGAAAUUCCAACUUGACAGCUGUAGAACUGCGGGAAAAAAAUAAAA
Messenger RNA from Diorhabda carinulata, 4616 nucleotides. Its product is annotated as putative ferric-chelate reductase 1 homolog. Gene Ontology annotation, molecular function: oxidoreductase activity, acting on metal ions. The transcript has 11 exons. Bases 601 to 2955 code for a protein of 784 amino acids. Lineage: Eukaryota; Metazoa; Arthropoda; Insecta; Coleoptera; Chrysomelidae. The record is from RefSeq and is a predicted model, not a curated record.